UAAAGUCAUGAGGAGUAUAUGACACGUGGAGCAAUACUCAAAUCAAUUCACGCAUGCAGCACUCCUUCCUAAACCUGACGCUGUACCACUGGAAUCGAGGAGACCAAAUACCUUCAAAAAUCACAUCUUCAAUCUCAAAGAGUCUCUACAUCUUCUAUCUUCUUCACAAAUUCAUCGGUCCUUCUCUCAAUCGCAAUCUACCAAAAACUCGGCCUCAGCAAACUGAACCUGCAAACAUGGUACGCACCAAGAUCGCUCUUCCACAACAAUGGAGGAAUCCUCAAAGCACCAGGAGAAACGCAGCAGUACUCAAGAAGUUUGCGCUAGGAAGAGCGAAGCUACAACGCUCGAUUUCCAUAGCAGAGAGUAGUUGCAUGUCCACACCUCCCAAUCUUGGAGAAAGAUCUCAACCCUCUUCCCCCGUUGCUGAAAGACUGCUUGCAGAACGAGUCGAUGAAGCACCUCUCAACCCUAAUCUACCGGCUGUGCUCUAUCUGGAAUACCCUACCCAAGAGCAAUCCAACAAGGAAUCUCCAACUCCACCAAUAAUGGAGAAUAUGGGUGAGAAGAACAAUUUAAAUCGACAAGAGGAGUCAUGCAAAACUAAAUCAGGUGAAGCAUGUAAGCCUGGUAAUGUUGAAGAUGAAGAGUUUCUGAAUCUGUUGGACGAGGAACCUCUAAUGGCUGUCUCAGAAGUGCCCUUCCACACACAAUCAAGCACAAUGAACACCCCACAGAAUUCGAAGUCAAAAUCCAAGCCAUCUGUUUCAAAUCCAGUCCGCUGGUCCAAACGAAAGCUAGAAUCUGAGAUUCGCACCCCAGAAGCAUCAUCAUCCCCCUCCAAAAGGGUCAAGAACAGAAAGUCUCCUGACGUUAUUUUUCUCUCUUCUAUUGCUAAGUCAUUCAUGAGUCUGAUUGAGAAAAAGCACAUCAUUCCCCAACGGAAUAUUGAUGUUGAUGAUUUCACCUUGAAAACUAAUCUCAUGUCUCUGUUGAAAGAUAGAAAGCUGUUGAAGUCUGUAACACUGCCUGGGUCCUAUGUCAAACAAGUGAUUCGUGAAUUUUACUGCAACUUAAAUGAGAACUUUGCUCAACCUACUGAUGAGAAUUUUGAAAAAGUGUUUGUGCGAGGGAAGCACUAUGAUUUCUCUCCUGCUGCAGUUAAUACUUUCUUGGGUAUGACUGAUGAACUGGAUGUGCAAAUAGGAGAAGCUACCAUGUGGAAGGAACUGACACAUGGUGCCAGAAAUAGCCAACAAUCCACAAACAAAGUCCCUUCGUCCAUUCUCAACAGCUCUUAUUCAAUUCUGUUGCGUGUUGCAGCAUGUCACUGGCUUGCAACCACUCAUACUAACACUGUCACCAAGGCCAUGGGAAUGCUCCUCUACAAAAUCAAAAAUGGUGUCCCAAUCAACCUGGGAAAGCUGAUUGUGUCACAGAUUGCUGAAUUUGGAAAGCGAAACUACAAGCAAAAUGAUAAUGGACUGCCUUUUCCUGUUCUAAUCUUUCAGAUGCUUCUUUCUCAGGGGUUUGUCAAAGUUGAUGCUGACAAGGAGGAACCACCGGAGCCACUACUGCAGAUUGACUACAGGCAUUUUGAAGGAAACCAUUUCAAUGACAUGGAGUCCACUCAAAGCUCUGCUCCCCAAAGGGUGUCAGCAGGGAUGCAAUAUCUGGAUGCCAAGCUUGAAGCAAACAGGGAAGAGAUGAGGAUGACACUGGCCAAACAGUCAGCACUUGAGGAGGAAUACAAGCAUCUCACUUGGCUUAGAGAAGUUGUGUCUGCCAGUGCUGCAAUAGAGAGAGAAUCUGCUCAGGGGGAGAGGGGGAGAGCUCUGAGGACAAAGAGCAGGAGGAUGAACUAUCAGCAUAAGUGUUUUUAUCUUCGUUACUUAGUUGCAUCUCAAAACUUGACAUUAUUUUGGUGGGGUUGUUCUGCCCUGUUUUCUGAUUUCAACCUUUAUGCUUUACUGUUUCUACUGUGACUGCUAUCAGACUUUUCCUUGGUGUUUGAACCUGGUUUGCCAAGUCUUCAUAUCUGCCUACUUUGGUUAUUUAUCCCAUUAUCAUUUUCUGUUCUAUGAGCCAUUGCAAAUCCUUCUCUUACAUGGUGUAGGUACACUCUCAAGUUCAACUUUAGGAUAUGUUCUAUAUCAUGUACCUCUCUUGCUCACAUGUUGGAUAUUACUCUUCUCUAUUGCCCAGUUAUUCUUUAAUACACUUUGGCAUAUUUU
Messenger RNA from Cuscuta campestris, 2234 nucleotides. The record is from the annotation of a GenBank genome assembly. Lineage: Eukaryota; Viridiplantae; Streptophyta; Magnoliopsida; Solanales; Convolvulaceae.